AUGCCCAGCUCGGCUCCCGCGAGGGGUGCCAGCCGCCCCGAGGAGCCUCCCGUCUGGGGAGGAGAGCUCUGCGGGGGGUCCGGGCGGGGGGCCCGCCUCCCCGGCCAGAAAGAGGAGGCCAAGCCCCGGUGCAAGCCCAGGCCGGUGCGCUCCAAGGCCCGACGCAUGGCCGCCAACAUCCGGGAGCGCAAGCAGAUCCUGGACUACAACCAAGCCUUCAACGCCCUGCAGCUGGCCCUCAAGCACGACCUCGGGGGCAAGCGGCUCUCCAAGAUCGCCACCUUGCGGAGGGCCAUCCACCGCAUCGCCUCCCUCUCCAGGUCUCUGCACUCUGGCCCCACGCCACGGGGGUCCUGUGCCCACGCCGAGUGCCGCGGGCCCUUUGGCGAGGGGGACUUCAGGGCCAGUCAUGCUGCUCCCUUCCAGCCACCACUGGCGUCUGGGCACAGUGACGCGCCGGUGUUUCCACCCGGCACUCCGUCUCCGGCUUGUGGCAAGCGCUUGCCCGCGGCUGCGGCUCUCCAGCAGUUCUACGAGCGUCCCCAAGAGGGCAGUGCUAGGCCCGGCCCGGCCUCUUACCCCCGCAGCCCUUCCAGGCUGUUCUCCUGGGAGCACGGAUUCUUGGAGGGAACUGGCUACCAGCCCUCUCCACCCCUGUCCUGA
This is a messenger RNA of Hemicordylus capensis (graceful crag lizard), 663 nucleotides long. RefSeq names its product basic helix-loop-helix family member a9 (gene BHLHA9). Gene Ontology annotation, molecular function: DNA-binding transcription factor activity, RNA polymerase II-specific; RNA polymerase II transcription regulatory region sequence-specific DNA binding; protein dimerization activity. NCBI's taxonomy places the organism in Eukaryota, Metazoa, Chordata, Lepidosauria, Squamata, Cordylidae. The coding region runs from base 1 to 663 and encodes 220 amino acids. The record is from RefSeq and is a predicted model, not a curated record. The transcript has a single exon. Gene Ontology annotation, biological process: regulation of transcription by RNA polymerase II; developmental process.